This is a messenger RNA of Anguilla rostrata (American eel), 2430 nucleotides long. RefSeq names its product paired mesoderm homeobox protein 1-like. The record is from RefSeq and is a predicted model, not a curated record. The transcript is spliced from 4 exons. Gene Ontology annotation, cellular component: nucleus. NCBI's taxonomy places the organism in Eukaryota, Metazoa, Chordata, Actinopteri, Anguilliformes, Anguillidae. Gene Ontology annotation, molecular function: RNA polymerase II cis-regulatory region sequence-specific DNA binding; DNA-binding transcription factor activity, RNA polymerase II-specific. Gene Ontology annotation, biological process: regulation of transcription by RNA polymerase II. The coding region runs from base 607 to 1344 and encodes 245 amino acids.
CGUAAUUACAGGCUCCGUUUGGGUCGGCCAGCCCUCCCAGGGGUCUCAAUUUUUAAUUUAUUCCCCAUUCCGGUUCCCUCUGCAAGCCACUCCGUUCCGUUUGAAGUUCCAGAAUCUCUCUGACGAAACAAGAGGCAGCACUCGUUCGAAAAAACACCAGCGUCCAGCCUCCCCCCUAUCAAUCGUAAACUGAGCGCUUACUCACGCGCCAUCUGUUAGGCAUAAUUUCUGGGACUUUAGUCAUCCACUCUCGUGACUCGACGGGGCUACACGGAAAAGAACUUCGCGAAUGGUGCGCUUUUCUUGUUUUUGGAGGUAGCCUGCUCAUAUCCAACAACUGCUGGGGUGCAGUUUACCCUUCACUGUUCCUCAAGACUGGAGGCAAUUUUAACUUGCCUUUAACUUGUCUCUUGGUGUGCAGUACUACGAGUUCAGCAAACGCGUGAGAAAACGGCACUCUGGAUCAGUACAAUUCUUGAGCUCGGAAAAAUUACUCACGGAUGAGUUUGGAGGCGCUGUUUGUACAUUUUAUAUGUGAGGGAUAAUUCGGCUCGCGCACAGCUUUAUUAGUCUAUUCCUUUUUCUCUUCGACGUACUAUUUGCGUCAUGAAUUCUAGUUAUGUGCAUGUAAUGGACAGACAAGCUACACCACCAAGCCGUCUGGAGAGUCCGAUUACAGCCAAUCUGGAAAAUCUACAGGCUAAGAAGAACUUCUCGGUUAGUCACCUGUUGGAUCUCGAGGAUCCCGGGGAGAUGGUGGGGACACCAGCGGACGAGAACCCCGGGGAGGCGGGGAGGAGUUUGCUAGAGUCUCCGGGACUGACCAGCGGCAGCGAUACUACGCAACAGGAGAACGAGCAGCUGAACUCGGGGGAGAAGAAGAAGAGGAAGGAGCGGCGAAACAGGACCACCUUUAACAGCAGCCAGCUGCAGGCGCUGGAGAGGGUGUUUGAGCGGACGCACUACCCCGACGCCUUCGUCAGAGAGGACCUGGCGCGCAGGGUCAACCUCACCGAGGCGCGCGUGCAGGUUUGGUUUCAGAAUAGACGAGCCAAGUUCCGCAGGAAUGAGCGAGCGAUGCUGGCGAGCAAGAAUGCGUCCCUCCUCAAGUCCUACUCCGGGGACGUCACAGCGGUGGAGCAGCCCAUUGUGCCCCGCCCCUCCCCUCGACCCAACGACUACUUGUCCUGGGGUACCUCCUCCCCAUACAGCACCAUGGCAACCUACUCACCCACAUGCGCCAGCACCAACGCUACACAGGGAAUGAACAUGGCCAACAGCAUCGCCAACCUCCGCCUGAAGGCCAAGGAGUAUAGCCUGAACCAGGUGCCCACCGUCAACUAAGGGGGAGAGUACAGCACUGGUGCUGAGGCGAUCGGCACGGCAACGGUUACCCCGGAGAGGCCCAGCACGGAGCGAGAGGUUCGUGGACUGGCAGCGGGGAUGUCGGUCACAUGUUCAAAUCUACACCAGAGGCUUCUUCCUGCUGGCUCGCCAUCUUACAGAUGAAUGUCUUUUUCUAUUUUGCAUCAUUUUUGUUAUGAGACGUGAAGAGAGACCAAAAAAAAAAAAAUAUGAACUUCAAAGUGUUUUCCAGAACUGUGUUUCAGAACAUGGUGAUAUUGUAUUAAUUCACAGUGCGGUGACUGGAAAUGUAUUUCAGUGUGAAAAGGCAAUGGAAAAAUCUGUUUUUUUAUAGUAACAUUUGGAAGUAUCCACAACGUUUAUCCCAGCAGCCUCUGGACUGUAAUGCACUCCUUUAUCAGUGGAGCAGAAAUACGUCAUUGGAUUUUAACCAGUAACUAUGGCAACCAUUCAGAGUUUGGAGAAAUAUAAAGGGAUGUAGAAGUACAGGCUUUUCUUCUGGUUAUAGACUGAGAAGUUUGAAGCAUUUAAAUAUUUUAAAUAAUUUUUUAUCAUCAUUAUUUUCCAAUUUUGUACCGUGCCACUGACAUUUAAAUGUCAAAAAUGCAUUUUUAUUGACCAAAAUGUAUUUGUCCAAGGUGAUUUAAGUUUUGUAAAUCACCUUGAAAAAGAAAGACUUACCUUGGAACCGAAGAUCUAGUUGCGCUUUCUCACUGUAUAUAUCUUGAAUAUCUUUAUUUGUACCAAAAAAAUCUACAUAAUAAAAAUACACUUCACAAAAUGUAAUGGAGCUGUUUCAAAGACCUGUUUCAGACUGAUUGUAUAUUUUUGCCAUUGAAUACAGAAUAUGGAACUUUUCAACUUUUCAAGCAGUGCGGGAACUUAACUGCUUAGUUACUGGAAAGCUCCCAUGUCUAAAUUUCCAAAGUGCCUAUUCUUUUUUAUAUGCUGCUGUUGAUGGCAACAGUGAUAGUGAAGAUUGAGGGAAAAAAGAUACAUUUUUAUUAUCUAUGUACAACACCAGUUUAAAGGUUACUCAGAAUAAAUAUCAAUGGAACAAUUGUA